Symbiodinium sp. CCMP2456 is the source of this 1428-nucleotide messenger RNA. The record is from the annotation of a GenBank genome assembly. NCBI's taxonomy places the organism in Eukaryota, Dinophyceae, Suessiales, Symbiodiniaceae.
AUGUCCAAUUGGCUUGGGUCCGCCCACGAGCAGGUUUCGAACGCUCUGGCCAGCGCGCCAAGCCUGCAAGAUGCCGCUGCGAAGCUGGGCAUUAGUGACUUUUCACAGUGGGCAAGCGCGAAGGCCUUUGACCUGCACUCCCAAGCACGUGAGCAGGCUAAGGAGCUUGUCAAGGCAAGAAUGAAGAACGAGUUUGGGUCAGAGAUCCUUGAUAUGCUGAAUGCCCUCUCGGACUGCACGCGGAAAAUCUCAGAGGAGUUGAAACUUGAGAAUGCGAAGUUUGGCAUCACUUUGGCCCUUCCAUUGGUGGCCGUGCAACACAACACGCUGGACCCGCCCACAUGCGAAGGACUGCUCCUCGACCCAGCGGUGGUGGCAGAAGCCAAUCAUUGGGUUGACUUUGCCCAGGGUGCCUAUGGGACCUCCGACAUCAAAGGAUAUGACAAGGCAAGUGUGAUUAAUGCAAUCGAGCAAAGUGGUGGUGACAAGCGUGGGAUCGAGGUGAGAGUGGCCAACUUGCCUGCCCAAGGGGUCCAAAUGCCGGGACAUUAUGUUGCGUUGGACAGGACAAAGCGAGCGGUGGUUCUGGGCAUCCGCGGAACCACGACUUUGUGCGAUGCACUCACUGAUGCAGUGGGUGAUGCUGCGAAGGUUCCGGAAUGUCCCGGGCUUCUUGCCCAUAAAGCAAUGCUUGCCAGCGCCCGGGCUGUUCUUGAACGAACGCGGUCGGCCUUGAACGAAGCACUGAAAGAAAAUUCAGGCUACAGCCUUGUCAUCACCGGGCACAGUCUUGGAGCCGGCACUGCCAUACUUUGCACGAUCCUUCUCAGUGUCAGUCCGCUUGAUUCUCGACCUGCCAUGAAAUGCUUUGCUUUUGCACCACCGCCUGUGGUUGGACCUCUAAAUAGCCCAAGCCUGAGAGCUUUGGAGAUUCAUUCGUUCAUCAAUCGCGCAGACAUUGUGCCACGAGCAAGUCUGGCCAACGUUUUUCACCUCGGACAAGAGUGCAUGGCAGUGGAUGGACUGGAGAUGGAUUUCCUACACCGCUUCAUCCUGAUGCGGAGAGAUCCGAAUCCCGAAAAUGAGGCAGAAAAACAGGCUCUGCAAAAGGUGGUCGGAAAAGUACGCGAUUGCCGGCAACUGCGGAAGCAGAAGGACCAUGAGUCCUUCCCUCCACUUUUCGUUCCUGGACAGGUGUACUGGAUCGAAUGGCUGGGUAAUUCUGGCAGUGUGCAGGACACACCCGAGGCGACUGCGGAGAGAACACCCAGGAUACACGUGGCUUCUGCCACCGAGUUCCAGUCCUUGCUGCUGCGUGGAGGCACGAACGCCCUGAAGGACCAUCUGUGUGGCAACUACAAGGAAGCCUUGGACAAGUACAAAGUUCACCUGCAGGCGAACAACGGCUGCUUUUGUGUGGUCAGCUGA